Molecule: messenger RNA, 736 nt
Organism: Protobothrops mucrosquamatus (brown spotted pit viper)
Lineage: Eukaryota; Metazoa; Chordata; Lepidosauria; Squamata; Viperidae
Gene: BAK1
Product: BCL2 antagonist/killer 1
Exons: 6
Coding region: 83-727 (214 amino acids)
Biological process (GO): extrinsic apoptotic signaling pathway in absence of ligand; regulation of apoptotic process; intrinsic apoptotic signaling pathway in response to DNA damage
Cellular component (GO): mitochondrial outer membrane
Molecular function (GO): protein heterodimerization activity; protein homodimerization activity
Source: RefSeq, a predicted model, not a curated record
AGCUUUGCAGUGCAACGUUGGGGAUACAACCUUGCUCUCAUCGUUUAAAGGUUAAUUCAGUUCUACCAAAGCACACAUCAACAUGGCCUCGUGGAAUGGCAGCAAUCCAGCAGACAGGAGAAGAACAGGAGAAAGACGCAGAUCAUCCCAGGAAAUAGCAUCAGAAGACCUGGUAGCUCAACAGACUGAGGAGGUGUUCCAGAGCUAUGCUUUCCAUCGAUACCAGCAGGAGCAGGAGCAAACUGAGGGGGAUGUGCCAGUCGACCCAGAAAUUGCCGCAAUUCAGCAGGAGCCAAAUAGCAUCAACAAUCAGGUGGGUCGACGCUUGGCUAUCAUUGCUGAUGACAUCAAUGCACGGUAUGACAAGGAGUUUUCUGAGAUGCUGAAGUCCUUGCAGCCUUCCAGGGACAAUGCAUAUGAGUACUUCACCAGAAUAGCCUCCAGUUUGUUUGAAAGUGGCAUCAAUUGGGGUCGUGUGAUAGCCCUGCUGGGCUUCGGCUACAGGAUGGCAAUCCACGUAUACCAGCAUGGGAUAACUGGUUUCCUGAGAAGAAUUGCACAUUACAUGGCUGAAUUUGUGCUACACAAUCGCAUUGCACAAUGGAUUGCGCAGCAAGGAGGAUGGGUGGCAGCACUGGACUUGAGCAAUAUUUAUUGGAAAUACAUUAUGAUAAUCACAGUGAUUGUGCUGGGCCAAUUCAUUCUUCGCCGUUUCUUCAGUCAAUGACAGGAAAAG